ACACAGAGUCACAAGUGACUUGCGGUCCUCGGACAAGGGUUUUGGCUUUUAGUAUUUGUUGGAGUCUUGCACGCAGAGAGAUUUGGAGUGUGAGAAAUGGGGAGAUCCGCGACGACAAAGGAUGCCCAAGCUCUUUUUCAUUCUCUCCGCACUGCCUACGCCGCAACUCCCAAUAAUCUCAAGAUAAUCGAUCUCUACAUUGUGUUUGCGGUUGUUACUGCUGUAAUUCAGGUAGUUUACAUGGCUAUUGUUGGAUCAUUCCCAUUCAACUCCUUUCUUUCAGGGGUUCUUUCGUGUGUGGGAACUGCGGUCCUUGCUGUUAGUCUUCGGAUUCAAGUAAACAAAGAAAACAAGGAAUUCAAGGAUUUACCUCCAGAGCGUGCUUUUGCGGAUUUUGUUCUCUGCAAUUUGGUACUUCAUUUGGUUAUCAUGAACUUCUUGGGAUAAGUCAAUCUUCUGCAAAAGAAACAAGCUUCUCCAGAUUCAGAUGGUACUCUGUGAUGCAACCAGGCAGAACGAUAGCAUUUUUCAUGGCCUUAAUUUAAAGUUCUAUCCGUUGCUGAGGUCGAUACAAGGAAAAACAGCAUUGGCCCAUAACUGAUAUAGACUUUCAAUGUAUUAGUUUGACAAAAUAUAUUCCUGAAGCCUGAAUCAUGCUAUACAGUUUAAUCUUUUUAUCUUUUUUGGUAAGACAUAAUAAUAGGUGGCCGAAGUUCUCAUAACAUAUCUUAACUAACCUUUUAUUUUUUGUCCGUUUCCCCGUAGAACUAUUAUAAUGUAUUUGUGCCUGCUGCAAAUCUACUGAAGAUUUUAAUAA
This is a messenger RNA of Sesamum indicum (sesame), 817 nucleotides long. Its product is annotated as dolichyl-diphosphooligosaccharide--protein glycosyltransferase subunit DAD1. Gene Ontology annotation, cellular component: membrane; oligosaccharyltransferase complex. NCBI's taxonomy places the organism in Eukaryota, Viridiplantae, Streptophyta, Magnoliopsida, Lamiales, Pedaliaceae. Gene Ontology annotation, biological process: protein N-linked glycosylation. The record is from RefSeq and is a predicted model, not a curated record.